This is a messenger RNA of Maylandia zebra (zebra mbuna), 798 nucleotides long. It is a transcript of the gene psmd8, whose product is annotated as proteasome 26S subunit, non-ATPase 8. Gene Ontology annotation, cellular component: proteasome regulatory particle, lid subcomplex; proteasome regulatory particle; cytosol. The record is from RefSeq and is a predicted model, not a curated record. NCBI's taxonomy places the organism in Eukaryota, Metazoa, Chordata, Actinopteri, Cichliformes, Cichlidae. Gene Ontology annotation, biological process: proteasome-mediated ubiquitin-dependent protein catabolic process.
AUGGCGCUGAAAGAGACCGCUGGGCUGUAUGAGACACUUAAAGCGGAGUGGAACAAGAAAAAUCCAAACCUAAACAAAUGUGGAGACCUUCUGAGCAAGCUUAAGAUUUCAUUGUUGGAUCUGAACUUUUUACCUACCAGUGGAUCCUCUCUCACCAAGCAGCAGCUCAUUUUAGCUCGUGAUGUACUUGAAAUAGGAGCCUUAUGGAGCAUCCUCAAGAAGGACAUCCCAUCCUUUGAGCGAUACAUGGCCCAGCUAAAAUGUUACUACUUUGAUUACAAGGAAGAGCUGCCUGAAGCUGCUUACAUGCAUCAGUUACUUGGACUGAACCUGCUCUUCCUGCUUUCGCAGAAUCGCGUGUCUGAGUUUCACACAGAACUCGAAAGAUUGAGUGCUAGAGAUAUUCAGACCAACGUGUACAUCAGACACCCAGUGUCUCUAGAGCAGUACUUGAUGGAGGGAAGCUACAACAAAGUAUUCCUAGCCAAAGGCAACAUCCCUGCUGAGAGCUACACCUUUUUUAUAGAUAUUCUUCUGGACACAAUUCGCGACGAGAUUGCAGGUUGCAUAGAGAAGGCGUAUGAGCAGAUCCAGUUCAGUGAAGCUACCCGUGUGCUUUUCUUCAGUUCCCCCAAAAAGAUGACAGAUUAUGCCAAGAAGAGAGGAUGGAAUUUGAGUGCAGAUGGCUAUUACUCUUUCACCAAUCAGCAACAGCGGACAGAAGAGGUGAACAUCCCUUCUACUGAGCUGGCACAACAGGUCAUCGAAUACGCACGACAGCUGGAAAUGAUUGUGUAA